Harmonia axyridis is the source of this 4140-nucleotide messenger RNA. RefSeq names its product alpha-2C adrenergic receptor (gene Octalpha2R). Gene Ontology annotation, biological process: adenylate cyclase-activating adrenergic receptor signaling pathway. The record is from RefSeq and is a predicted model, not a curated record. Gene Ontology annotation, cellular component: membrane. Lineage: Eukaryota; Metazoa; Arthropoda; Insecta; Coleoptera; Coccinellidae. Gene Ontology annotation, molecular function: G protein-coupled amine receptor activity. The transcript is spliced from 4 exons. Bases 310 to 1938 code for a protein of 542 amino acids.
UCGCUGUCAAACCGCUGGCGAGCCCAGAAGAUACGCCGGCUGUCAUAAGAGCCACCCCAGUGGCAAAGCCCCUCUGCGCUGAUCCUCUCAAAUUCUAAAAAAAAAAAAAAAUAAUUAGUAGUUAAGUGUUUUAAUGGGUAGGGCAUGAUUUCUUGGUACUUUUGAGUUUUAUCGUUACUGCCCACAUGGGCCAUUGCUUCGGGAAUAAACGGGUUUAAAUUGUACAUAAAGUGAUUAGGGACCAAACUGUUAUCGUGUUUCAAGUGUAACCAUAGGAUUAGGAAUUUUUCUGCAACUCCUCAUCAAACCAUGGCGUUGGCAAAUGUAACCCCUCAUGCAGCCAUGGCUGUUGAAGAUUUACUUAUGCUCUUCGAUAAUUCUAAUACUUCUAAUAGUUCCAAUAACACCAUUGCCAUAGCUCACUAUCCCAGUGGUUACGGCCUACCUCAAAUAGUGGUAGCCUCAAUUUUCGCCACUAUUAUAAUGAUUAUAGUUGUAGUUGGUAACAUGCUCGUAAUUAUAGCUAUAACAACCGAGAAAUCCCUCAAGAGUAUCCAGAAUUGGUUUAUCGGUUCCUUAGCGGUCGCUGAUUUCUUCCUGGGACUCAUAAUAAUGCCGUUUUCGUUGGCGAAUGAACUGAUGGGGUACUGGAUUUUCGGUACCUGGUGGUGCGAUAUUCAUUCAGCGAUGGAUGUUUUGUUGAGUACGGCUUCAAUUAUGAACUUGUGUUUGAUAUCGUUGGACAGGUAUUGGAGCAUCACUCAGGCUGUGGAGUACCUCAAGAAGCGGACCCCUGUCAGAGCUAUCGUUAUGAUUGCUGCUGUUUGGAUUUUGUCUGCGCUGAUCUGCAUACCGCCACUUCUUGGAUGGAAGGUUGAGAGGACGGCUGAAGAGCAGUACCCUCAGUGUCAGCUGAGCGAGGAAUUGGGGUACGUCCUAUAUUCUGCUCUUGGUUCAUUCUACAUCCCCUCCUGCAUAAUGGUCUUCGUUUACAUAAGGAUUUAUUAUGCAGCCAAAGCGAGAGCGAGACGUGGUAUAAGGAAACCCCCAAGGAGGCAACCUCAAGAUGCUGUUACAAGUUUCACGAAUGCACCGGGAGACUCGAAGAAUGGAAGCACGAGGGAAACUCCAGCCGCUGGUUCUGUCGACAGGAAUAGCAACACCUCCCCCAGAGAUGGCGAAAGGCAAAUUGCCACAAUAGAGUCCCAUCCACGACCGAUACCUAUACCUACCGUAACUUGUGAUUUAGCUUCCGACAUCUCUACCAGCGAUCAGGGGGAUCUCGGCAAUAACGAAGCAAUAGACAUCCAAAAGGAUACAUUGAAGGUGUUCCCAAGUGCCCAAGUUGUUCGUACUUCCUUGUCGCAGUGCCAACUGAGCGGAUCCACCCUCUCCGUCAACGGCGAACUCCAACAGCAAGCAGCAGUCAUCGCGCGAACCCGCCAACACUCCAUGGGCAUAGACACAGACAUGGUGAGUGAGUUCGACCCUAGCAGUUCGGAUUCGGGUGUUGUCGCGAGGUGUACGGUAGUGAAACCCUUGAAACUAAGACUGUGCAAGCCGAUAUUCGGCAGAAGAACCCCAAAAAACCGCCGGUCCGAGGGUAAAAAACUCAAGAACCACAGCGAGGAGGUGAUCGUGGAACAGGUGGUGCCCAAAGUGCAAAAACCGCGUGACCCCGAACGGGAGAAACGGAGGUUGGCCAGAAAGAAGGAGAAGAGAGCCACUCUCAUAUUGGGACUCAUCAUGGGCUCCUUCAUCGCGUGCUGGCUGCCCUUCUUCAUCAUGUACAUAUUGAGGUUAGCUUACGACAUACCGAACAUAGCGUUCCUCACCGCUUUUUGGUUGGGCUACAUGAACUCAGCGCUGAAUCCAGUCAUCUACACCAUCUUCAACAAGGAUUUCCGAAGGGCGUUUCGAAGGAUUCUGUUUAAGUGAUGUUUAGCUUACGUGUGCUGCUAUGAGUGCGUCAGCCGUAGGAUACGGACUGCGCAGUACCGCAGCGCACCGAGCAUGUUGUACAGGCGUUAGUUUUGUAAGACAAUCUUGAUAUCAUCUUGUCAUUGGUACUGCUCUUAAAAAACUCGAUGGACAGAGGUGAAAUAGCAUGAACUGAUCGAAUCACCUUUAUUGAAUAGAAAAGUGACCUAAUUAGAUUAUUUUUAACUUAACUUCAUCAAAAAGUUUUACUUUUUAAAUUUGUACUUCAACAUUUCUUAAAGAGGCUGUGGAUGCUGGACUUAUUAUAAAAACUUAAAGUUUCUGUGUGCAAUAUCGCCAAUAGGACCAUGUGGAAAUUGCCCCAAAAAAUUCAGAUUAGCAUGUCUUAAGCACAUGACAAGUGUAUAAAAUUGUAACCCAAUUACGUUAUGACUAUUACCUUCUUUAAAUGACUAUCCAUGAAAAAUAUUGGCGUCCAUCAUCUCAAAUUUAACUUUAUGCAAUGCAAUAUGGAACCGAUUUGUUGAACUACGUUUUUAAGUUCUUCAGUCAGGAUAUGUCUUUUGUUUGGCUGAUUUCCCCUUUGUUGUUGCUGCAUAUUCAUAUAAAACCUGAAAUUUAUAUAAAUUUCUUAUACAACUUUCGAGAUAUGUUAUAUAAAUAGGCAGACACUUUCUAUAUUAGAAACCUCGCACCAGACAUCUUCCAAAUAUGAAAUAUUUCAGGUGUACCCACGUAAUAAUAAGACUGCUAUAUAUUUGUCACUUUGAUAACUACCAAAUCAUUUUUGUGUUUGAUUUCAGUUCAUUCUUGCAUUUACCAUAUACAUAUUUCAUUCGAAUUGACAAAUGUAAGUAGGCUCAAAUUAUUUUCUUACAAACUUUUGAGAGUUUAGUAGAAAAUAUUGCCCUCGAAAAUGAUAGAGCAAUACUCAAUUUUGAUGAUUUUGUGUAAUUUAUUGAUUUCAGUCAUGUAAUAAUGUCUGUCUGCAGGGUGGUUUUCACUUUAAGAAGUGUCUGUCAAUAAUUGAUAUAACAUCUUUUAAUCCAAGUAAUAGUUCAGAUUUUAUAUUCAUGACUUAAAAAGUUCCACAUUUUAUUCACUUUCAUUACCAAUUAUUAUCUAACCAAAUCACGAUUAUCUCCAUUUAGCGACAUUGCGUACAGAAACUUUCAGCUUUCAUACUAUGUUGUAAGUUAAUCGUCCAUGAACUCAUAGACCAUUAUUAUAUAAUAUUGUACAACGGUAUCAUUGUGAUGUUCACCUUAUCCACAGAGUUUUUCAACAGUCUGGAUCUAUUUCACUGUAAAUACUCACAGAAGAUUCCUAUUAAAUCACAUUCGAUUCGACAUAAUCGAAUCACUCAGAUAUAUAAAUUAGUUAGUUGAAUUAGAUCGUUGAAAUAUUUGAAUCAUAGGUUAGAGUCCUUGAAUAAUUUAUUUUCGAAAACUAUAGUGAAAUACUUAGUGUGGCAUAGAGGAGGAGGCAUAUCUUAUUUAAUUAAUUAAAAACGUGUUACAUAUUGUAAAAAUAUUCUUAUGCACCAGAUAUGUUCAAAAUUCUUCAUCUUUUUUAAAUUUUUUUGAUUCGAUAACAAAUAAGUUUUAUGAGAAAACUUAUGUACAAUAAUUCAGUGACCAAUUAUCAAUUUCCUCUCUUCUAUUGUGAAUGCUGCCUUCCUGAAUAAAUUGUAAAUAUUGAGAAGAUUCAUACGUUAAUCGAUUUCUUCAUAGGAAUUUUAGCAGAAAGAGAAUUUUUUUUUUGGAUAUAGGACAUAUCCUAUUUUAGGUGUUAUUUAUGUCAGCUCAUUAUAUGAUAUAUACGAUUGUCACAAAUCUGAUUUCUCGUGUUUAUAAGAUGGUGAAAAUAGCGAACUUAAAAUAAUAGAUCAAUAUACAGGUGGUCCAGCUUGAGAAGUGGAAAAUUCAGGAUGAAAAAAUAUGAAUUUGCUCAAUUUGAUUAUCCGAGAGAUGAUUGGUUACCGAAGAACUCAGGAGCCUUCAAGUUUGACUAGAAAAAAAUGGAAUUUAUUGAUUUUUCUCAAACCGGUGGAAAUAUUCGAAUGAAAUUUUUUUGAACUUCAUUUCCAACAUGAUAGGAAGUUCUUAUUAAAACUGUUUUUUCGGCAACCGUCCGGGAAGUGAGCACUUCCCGGACUUUUUUCUCUGAGAAAGUAGCAUUUCCCGGCCUAGUCCGGAA